GUUAUCAGUGCACAGAAUAAAAAUUUAUGGAAUGUUAAAAUUUUGUCUAAAAUCGUCAGUCCGCUCAGUCGUGUUGUCUACUUCAAACUUUGUUUUGCUAAGAAAAAUGAGUGCUGAAAAAUCGUCUUGCAUAUUUUGCAACAUAGUAAAUAAGUUAGAAAACACCGAAUUGUUGUAUGAAGAUGAGUUCGUUUGUGUAUUUAGGGAUAUUAAACCGGCAAGCAAAUACCAUAUUUUAACGGUACCAAAACGGCAUAUUGAAGAUGCGAAAGCACUUACACCGGCUGAUAAGGAUUUAGUUGAAAUGAUGUUCUCCAUCGCCAAAGACAUGCUUGCUCAGAACAACCUGUCAAUCGAAGAUGCAAGAUUCGGCUAUCACUGGCCGCCGUUCAGGAGCGUCAGGCAUUUACACCUACACACUAUAGCACCAGAGUCUGAGAUGGGAUUCUUGUCAAAAAUGGUAUUCAAAAAGGAUUCGUAUUGGUUCGUUUCGCCUGACUAUGUAUCAUCCAGGCUAUAAGUGUUGCCAGGAGAGAUUAGUAAAUAUUAUAUUAUAGUCAAUUGGUUAUAACAAUAUAAAUGAUGUUGGCAACACUGCCACAUAAACUUUAGGAAAAUAUUGAUGUUAUUAAUUAUUAUUUAUUAAAUUUUAUUCCGAUGAAGAAUUAUUAUUUAUAAUAUGUUUUGGGGUAAUUUAUGGGAUAGAAAUAAUAAUAAGACAGUGAUGACUGUUUAUAUGGUUUAUAUCUUAUUAGGCCGGUUGCAGAGCUUCACCGACCAUCAGUGAGU
This is a messenger RNA of Colias croceus (clouded yellow), 789 nucleotides long. RefSeq names its product adenosine 5'-monophosphoramidase HINT3-like. Lineage: Eukaryota; Metazoa; Arthropoda; Insecta; Lepidoptera; Pieridae. Gene Ontology annotation, molecular function: catalytic activity. The record is from RefSeq and is a predicted model, not a curated record. The transcript has 5 exons. The coding region runs from base 32 to 520 and encodes 162 amino acids.